Messenger RNA from Saccostrea echinata, 1041 nucleotides. Its product is annotated as acetylcholine receptor subunit alpha-L1-like. The transcript is spliced from 2 exons. The record is from RefSeq and is a predicted model, not a curated record. NCBI's taxonomy places the organism in Eukaryota, Metazoa, Mollusca, Bivalvia, Ostreida, Ostreidae. Gene Ontology annotation, cellular component: neuron projection; synapse; membrane. The coding region runs from base 109 to 1041 and encodes 310 amino acids. Gene Ontology annotation, molecular function: transmembrane signaling receptor activity; neurotransmitter receptor activity; extracellular ligand-gated monoatomic ion channel activity. Gene Ontology annotation, biological process: nervous system process; monoatomic ion transmembrane transport; signal transduction.
AGGAACAGGAGUUUGAAUUUGUACAAGCAUCUUUUUGACCCUGUAAGAUACGAUCCGGGCAUCAUUCCAAAUUGUGGAGAAGAGGAUCAUGUAGCUAUAAAAAUUGAGAUGGCUUUGCGAGAUAUUGUAGAAAUUGAUGAAAAACAGCAGUUGAUCCGCCUAAAAAUAUGGAUUCGGUUAGGAUGGAAGGAUUGCAUGCUGCAAUGGGAUCCCUCAAGUUAUCAAAAUAAGACUGAGUUGGUUGUACCUUAUUCCAGAAUUUGGAUCCCGGAUAUAACCCUGUAUGAAGGAGUUAGUGAUGAAGGAAAUAUGCCUCAUAUGGACGUUUACAGGGCCAGCAUUAAACAUACUGGGAAUGUGAUGUACAUGUACCCAAGCAUUGUUACAAUUGCGUGCAAAUUUAAUGUGGCGUAUUUUCCUUUUGAUCAUCAAAUGUGCAGUAUGAAGAUCGGUUCCUGGAUUUACUCUGCAAAGAAUAUCGAGAUGAAAAGUAUCAGAGAAGAUGUGGAUAUUUCCAGUUUCAGGACACACAAUGAGUGGGAUAUAGUUGGAACCGCAGCAGUGACACACAAUGCCCACUAUGGUUGCUGCCCCGAUCCAUCGCCCGAGGAACAUGAUAUCUCCCCGUUGAUCUACUCUAUCUUCUUAGACAAAUGUCGAAAAAUGAUGUGCAUAAAGUUCGAAAACGUUCUGAAGCCAGUUAAGCAAGUAUGCUCUCGUGUAGAUGAGGGGAAAACAGCAGAAUGUACCGAGAAAAUAUGUUUUGAAAAACACAGUCGUUGGAAAUGCUCAAAACUUUCCAGUGAGAAUGAGCUUCCAGAAUGUUCUUUCGAUGAGAUUCCAGAAUGUUCUUUCGAAAUCAAACAACAAUCAAUCCACCAUGACCGCCACAAAUGCCACGUCACCAAUGAAUGGGAGCUCAUUGCUUGUGUAUUGGAUCGUUUGUUUAUGUUUAUUUAUAUUUGCUUGAGUAUGAUUAAUAGCAUUGCUUUUUUCAUCAUCAUGUGGAACUACGAAGAAGAAGACAUUCCAAUUGAUUGA